AUGGACGCCGCCGCCGCCGUUCACAAGCGCAAGCGACCCGAUGAGUCCGACCCCGGCCCCGGGGAGCUCGACCUCUCCGCCGCCGACGCCGUCGAGGUGCUCGACCUCCGCGCCGCCAAACGCCUCCUGCUGGCCUUCGAGCGCCGCCUCCGAGACAACCUCGAGGCGCGCAUGAAGUACCCCGACGACCCCGCCCGCUUCGCCGACUCGGAGAUCGCGCUCCACGCCGAGACCGACCGCCUCCGCCUCCUUGCCGGCGCGCCCGAGCUCUUCCCCGACCUCGUCCCCAUCGGCCUCGCCUCCUCCCUUGCCUCCCUCCUCACCCACGACAAUGUCGACCUCGCAGCCGCCGCCGCAUCCCUCCUCGCCGACCUCACCGACUCCGAGGACCCCUCCGACCUCGCCGCCGUCCAGGCCCUCGCCGACGCGCUCGUCGACGCCAACGCGCUCGACCUCCUCGUCCACAACCUCUCCCGCUUCUCCGAGACCGACUCCGACGAGGCUGAGGCCGUCCACAACACCCUCGCCGUCCUCGAGAACCUCCUCGACCUCCGCCCCAACCUCGCCGACAAAGUCUGCGACGGAACCAAGCUCCUACGAUGGCUCCUCUCGCGCCUCAAGGCACGCGAGUUCGACGCCAACAAGCAGUACGCCUCCGAGAUCCUCGCCAUCCUCCUGCAGAACAGCCCCGCCAAUCAGAAGCGCCUCGGUCAGAUCAACGGAGUCGACGCCCUGCUUCAGGCGGUUGCUAUGUACAAAUCCAGGGACCCAAAGACCUCCGACGAGGAGGAGAUGCUCGAGAACCUCUUCGACUGUCUCUGCUGCGUGCUCAUGCCCCUGGAGAACAAGGAGAGGUUUGUCAAGGCUGAAGGCGUUGAGCUCAUGAUCAUCAUUAUGAAACAGAAGAAGCUGGCAUACAGCUCCGCGAUCCGCACGCUCGAUUUUGCCAUGACCAAGUUCCCACCUGCGUGCGAGCGUUUUGUUGAUGUGCUUGGCCUUAAGACUGCUUUUGCGGCCUUCAUGGGUAAGAUUCCUGUGAACAAGAAAAACAAGAAAGAGAGUUAUCAGGAGGAGCUAGAAGAGCGUAUCAUUUCACUUAUUGCUUCAUUGUUUGGUGGUAUUACCAAAGGCUCACGAAGGAUGAGGCUACUAGGAAAAUUUGUUGAGAAUGAAUGUGAAAAGAUAGACCGUCUGAUGGAGUUCUACACAAGGUAUUCGGACAGAGUGAAAGAAGAGACUGAAAGACUUGAUAGCCUUGAUUUGGAAGAUUUAGAGAUGGACGAUGAUGAGCGGUAUAACCGAAAACUUGAAGCUGGGCUUUACACACUGCAGUUAAUUGCGCUUAUUCUGGGACACAUCUGGCACUCUGGAAAUUCCCAGAUGAGAGCAAGAGUAGAAUUGCUUCUUAAACAAAACAAACUUACGAAGCAAGAUGUGAAGGACAUACUUGAGGAGUAUCAUGACAACAUUGGGGACUUGGAUGGACCUGAAGAGAAGGAAAGAGCACAAGCGCGGACCAAGGAAAUUAUUGCGGCGUUGUGA
Molecule: messenger RNA, 1542 nt
Organism: Miscanthus lutarioriparius
Lineage: Eukaryota; Viridiplantae; Streptophyta; Magnoliopsida; Poales; Poaceae
Source: the annotation of a GenBank genome assembly